AUGGAUGAGUCCCCCCUCGCAAAGCUCUCCGGCGAACUGCGCAACCAAAUCUACGAGCUCGUCCUGUACGAACCGACUGGCAUCCCUCUCUACGCCGGCCCUUUCAAGACUCGGCCGACAGACUACGAGCUGAUGGUGCGGCAUCUCAACAAGCCCGCCACUCCACCAAACAACCCGCUCCGAGGCCUGCCGCAGACUUGCAAAGCCAUUCGCCACGAGACGUUACUGCUUUGCUUCGCCCUCAACAAGGUUACCAUCUACGCCAAGAUUCUGGACGCGAAUCACAAGGUCAAUCUCACGCGGUAUUAUACCUCCACUCUAGCGCGAUGGGCGCGUCUGGUUGGGCGGCAGCAGUGCGCGCAGGUGAAAGACGUGGUGUUUGACUGUGGCACGGCGACGAAUAUGAUCGAGUACGAGAAGGAGAAGUAUUUUGGUAGUAGUCCAUAUGUCGGGCUUCUGCGCGAUGAUAAUUUUGAAGAUCACGGUUCCCGGGAGAUGACUGCUUCGUUAAGCGAGCAUUUGGGUCUGGACAUCGACAUCAUCAAGCGCGCGCGUUGGCAUCGCUUCGACGAGGUGGACAAGUUCAAGGUUCUGGACUGGGAUCUCCUGUAUCCUCGACUCGAAUCUUAUUUUCCGAGUCUGCAGGCUUUCGACAUCAAAUUCCAUGUUACCGUCAUCAGCAAUUCCUCGACAAGGCCAGAAGAAUUACUCAUCCACAAUAAGCACUGGAAUUGGGCAUGGGGCUCAGACACUGACGCGUUUCUGCGGCUGAUCGAAUCUUUCUUCAGCACCUUGGAGAAUCUGUCCUAUCCGAUGAACCGAUACGUGCAAAGACUGAGCGAUCAUGUGGAGAUGGAGAAUUCGGUGUAUGACUUCUUGGCCGACAUUUAUACAUAUACAUAG
Lecanosticta acicola is the source of this 903-nucleotide messenger RNA. NCBI's taxonomy places the organism in Eukaryota, Fungi, Ascomycota, Dothideomycetes, Mycosphaerellales, Mycosphaerellaceae. The record is from the annotation of a GenBank genome assembly.